Epinephelus lanceolatus (giant grouper) is the source of this 2678-nucleotide messenger RNA. It is a transcript of the gene prss35, whose product is annotated as serine protease 35. Gene Ontology annotation, biological process: proteolysis. NCBI's taxonomy places the organism in Eukaryota, Metazoa, Chordata, Actinopteri, Perciformes, Serranidae. The record is from RefSeq and is a predicted model, not a curated record. Gene Ontology annotation, molecular function: serine-type endopeptidase activity.
GAGCGUCCCGGCUGAGACUUUCUCUCACAAGAAGCAAUGAGGAGAAGGGAGCCGUCGCCCUGCUGAUACCAGGACGUCUGGGAUGCAGUAGCGUUUGUUUUCUAGUGGGAUCAUAUUUGUAUAUUUCUAGGGAAAACAAACAAUACAUUGCGGAUUUGGCGUAUCCAACAAUCGGAUGCAAGCAGAGCCAGGCCCAACUUAACAAUGGGCCCCAUACCCCUGUGUGUGCUGCUCCCGGUGACGGUGCUGGCUGUGGUGGUGGCUGUAGCUGCUGAGGAGAAUGCAAUCGAUGACGAGUAUACCUGGCCACAGUGGAAGGUGCCUCUGGUAAGGAAAAGACGCACUGUGCCUCUAAGCAGCCCAAACUUUUCAGCCCAUCCUCCACCAGAGCUGAGUGGGACCUGUGGGAUUGAGUGUCAGCGUCGCCUUCCAGCCACCACUCUGGAUGACCUGGAGCAGUUCCUGUCCUACGAGACAGUUUAUGAGAAUGGAACGCGCACGUAUACCUCAGUUUCUGUGCAGGGCCUCAAUGAGGUGACAGCCUGGUCUGGAAAUAUCUCGUCUAGCUCUCGCCACAAACGAGAGGUGUACGGCACAGAUACCCGCUUUACCAUCUCUGAUAAGCAGUUCUGCACCAAAUAUCCCUUCUCCACCUCUGUGAAGAUCUCCACAGGAUGCUCCGGGGUUCUUGUGUCACCUAAACAUGUGCUGACCGCUGCCCACUGCAUCCAUGAUGGGAAGGAUUAUCUAGAUGGGGCGCAGAAGCUGCGUGUUGGCGUUCUAAAGGAGAAGUCCAGGCGAGGGAAAGGAGGCAAAGGCAGAGGAGGGCGAGGAAAGGGCAGAAGGAGAAAGGGAGACAAAGAUAAAGAGGAAGUGCAGGAAAAGGAAGAGAAUGAUGGCAAAGGGGAGCGUAGAGGAAAAGGGAAAGGUAGAAAGAGCAGGAGUCGGCGAAGUGUGGAAUCAGGGAAACCUUCAUUUAGGUGGACCGGUGUCAAGAAGACCCAAGUGCCCAAGGGCUGGUUCAAAGGUGUGGCUGACGGACUGGCUGCAGAUUAUGACUAUGCGGUUUUGGAGCUGAAGAGAGCCCCAAAAGUCAAGCACAUGGAUCUGGGUGUUAUCCCCUCUGUCAAGAAGCUUCCUGCUGGGAGGAUCCACUUCUCUGGCUUUGACGAUGACCGUCCUGGCAACCUGGUGUACCGGUUCUGCUCCGUCUCUGAGGAGUCCAAUGAUUUGUUGUACCAGUACUGCGAUGCCAAACCAGGCUCCAGUGGCUCUGGGAUCUACAUCCGCCUCAAAGAGCCAGGAAAGAAGAAGUGGACGAGGAAGAUCAUUGGGGUAUUCUCUGGUCACCAGUGGGUGGAUGUAAAUGGAAACGGGAUGCAGCAGGAUUACAACGUGGCAGUGCGGAUAACGCCUCUCAAAUAUGCCCAGAUCUGUUACUGGGUCCACGGGGACUCAAGUGAGUGCCAGGUAGCUUAAGACAACACAGGACCCCCCUUAACCACCACCCCUCUCCAAUCCCUCAGACCCACCUCUAUACAAGGGACACCCCACCUCUCAUCACCAGCCAGGGGCCCAACGACUGCCUCUUGUCCUCCUGCCUCCCUGUUACCUCCUGUGCCUCCCAGUGACUCCUGCUACACUGACCUACACACACACAGCCAUACAGACUCAGUGUUGACAACAGAAACUUGUCAGCACUUCAAGAGAACUGUGGCUCUUAAACUUUUCUAAUUUAUUUGCUAAGAAAAAACAACUGAGAAAAAAUAUGUAUUGUAUGUUUUACAGAUCAUUCAGAUCUGCAGUUUUGCUUUCUGUUUUGACUCUUUCUUUUUAAAGAUUUGACAUUUUUGGAUACAGUGUUGGAAAGCGUGUAUAUCUAAAUGUUUGUGAGCAAAGCCCCUGGUACAUUUGUCUAAUAUUCCAACUAGGCUUUGUAUGGAGACAGUUGCAUUUUCGAGAGUUCUCCACCACUGUAAAGCCAAGUGUGUGCAUUGGCUUGGACAAAAGACCCAGAAGAAAUUAAUGUAACUUUUGUUUUACAAAUGAACUUCAUAGAGAUAUUGAGAUAACUUUUUAUAAACAUUUUAACUGAAGAAGCUGGUGUUUUGCAUUGUGUAUAUCUAGAACCUUUUUUACAACUACCUUUUUAAAAAGACUGUUCCUCUGUCUAAAUAGAGAAAGGGUCCUAAUGGACCCUGGAUAGAUUUUAUAUUUUCUGAUUUGUGAGUCACACUAUCUUUCCUCUGUUCUUGCAACGCAGUGAAAUGUGGUUUCAUUGUUGUGCACAUAAAUAUAUCGGUGCUUAUCCAGAAGACGUGGUGCUAAUUUAUGGAACUGUUAACUUUUUAUUGAGGGAGGGGAGACUUCUCAGAAUAUAUUUUGAUAGCCUAGUACUGUAACUAUGUAUUUUAUGUAAGGCUACAAAUUUGGGUUGUGUUAAGAUGGGACUUAACCAUUUAAUGAUUUACUUGAGCUGUUGAGAUUUUUCUAAUUCUAAGGGUUAAAUGAGAUUACAAGGACAAUAUUGUUGUAUAAUAACAAAUUCAAAUCUGGGAUGUGAUAUUUUUUUAUUUUCCAUGUUGUUUUUGUUCCAAAAAGUCUUUUUGAAUACCAAAUGCCUGAGAUUAAUGAUGCAGAUUGAAGACUACCAACCAUUAAACCAAGAUUGCUACUUG